Messenger RNA from Musa acuminata AAA Group (dessert banana), 2726 nucleotides. Its product is annotated as protein CHLOROPLAST J-LIKE DOMAIN 1, chloroplastic-like. The transcript has 8 exons. The annotation marks the transcript as partial. The record is from RefSeq and is a predicted model, not a curated record. NCBI's taxonomy places the organism in Eukaryota, Viridiplantae, Streptophyta, Magnoliopsida, Zingiberales, Musaceae.
UAUGGUGAGACUGCAUAUACAAGAAAGCGUAAGGAUGCAGAGCGAAGGGGAGAUGAAGUAUAUGUUGCCAAAGUGUCAAAGGAUAUCAAGUAUGCUGAUAAGCAGCCAAUAGUAUCCUGGGGUCCAAGGUAUUCUAGAUCAGAUGUUAAGGAUAUGCACAUCAGUAUGGCUAUAUCUGCAGUCUUUGAAUUUGGAGAGGACGAAGGUAAGGGACUGCUCAUGGGAAGGCGCAUACUUGGUUCCCUACCAUUGGUUUUCUGUUGUAUAGCUGUUUCAUCCUUGGGCCACACUGGUCUCCUUAACCUCGGCUAGCUUUUACGUGGUGCCAUUCCUUUGUUUCUCUACAAUAACCAGAGAAGAUAAACAGUGUAUGGUUUUUUUUUGCCUAUAAUGGUGUAUCCGAUGUGACUAUGUUCAUGCAUGCUAACCAUAUACAUCUUGAACAUUGAUUCGUACUCAUAAGCGUCAUUAGAUGGCACAUGUUGCAUGCUUGACUUGGUCACGAUAUGUGCAUACAUGGCCUGAUGAUGCCACGUGUCUCAUGAGGCUUACUCUGACGUAAUUGGCUGGAGCUGUUUGUUCCCCUGGCAACAUCAAUUACCCUCUGCAUCAUUGCCUCGUGCCACCGGUGAUCGUGCUAUUGUAACUCAAAAAGAUUUGCCAAGAGUCGUGCAAAGGUUUGUGACUCGAAAAAUAUUUUUCAAGAUUCGUGCAAAGGGCAUCGACGUCGCAUCAGUUCUCUGGGUAAAUCGAAUGAUGGAUACCAAUCCUUGUACAUAUGUUAAAUGUUGGAAGGAUCAACUUCGAUCUCUAAUCACGUCUAUAUCAUUUGUAGUUCAUUUCAAUUUGGGUGGAGGACAAAGUCUAAGAGCGUAAUCAGCGAUGUGGUCUUUAUCCUCUCCGUAAAAUUGCAUGCAGAUAUGGAUCCACUGGCCAUCUCAAGUGUUAAUCGAUCUGACUUAAUUCGGAUCUAAUGUGUUGAAAAACGAGAAUGAAUUGUAAGAAUCCAUCAGCUUAUACAAAAGGUUACUUAUAUAUCUUUAAUUUAAAUUUUUUUAUUAUUUAUUUAGUGACGUUUUUAUGUUAAUCAUGAAAUUAUGAUUGACAUGAGAAAUAUAUUAACUCAAUAUUUAUAUUUAUAGUGUUGGUUGAUAUUAUUAUUAUUAUUAUUAAUUAAUUUAAUAUUUUAGAAUUUUAGUAAUUUUAAAUUAUUUAAUAUGUUUUAAAAAUAUGUUUAAUUAAACAUGAGGUCGCAAUAGUUGUUCAAAUGACACUUAAAAGUCAAAUUGGGUAAUUAAAUCGAUCUCCAUCGAAUCAAGCAAAGAUUGCAUGGUAUUGGCGGCGGAUCUCGUCCUCCGUGUCGGUUAAGAUUCUCGAGAAGAAUUCGAGAACAGAAGCCUGUUCUUCUAUGAUGAAAGGAACGGACAAAGCGCAACCAUAGCACCUUCUCGAGCCGUCGGUGACAGAAGCCUGGGCCAGUCAGAGCUAUGUUAUUGGAGCCCAGGAGAAAAAAAGACAGCAUUCUAAGGCAAUUGUGACAUGGACGGUCAUGAAUCCAACCGACGCUAUGCGAUCUACCAUCGUCAGUGCAGACAUGGGCGACGAUAUAUCCGAUUUCAAGUCCCACACAAGCCGGUACGAAACUGAGGUGACGAGGAUCGAUGGGGAAGGAAGCUGCAACCUCUGUUCUUCGGCCACUAUGGGCAGCCUCAUAUCACCGCAUGCCAAGGUAAAAGAAGAGGGAAAAAGAGAACAAAAAAGGAACUUGCCGCAAUGCUUGUGCAUUGUGUGGUGAGCAACAAGGAUCAUCCUUGGGAACAAUCUCUUGAGUACGCAUGUAGAAAAAUGUGUCAUCUUGUUCAAGGGAGUCGUGCAUCGGAGAACACUACUUUACUGGCACCAUGGAAGUUGGUCAGAUAAAUGCAGCAAUUGCCAUCCUGAGGGAGCAAUCUAAUUCCCAACUAUACCAUGUGUAUGCCAAGUUGGUCGCUUCUUCUCAAGUUCUCUUUAAGACAUGUGGCUCUUAAUUGUGAUGACAGUUCAAUUCUGUGUCAUUUGCCCCCUAUUCUAUGGUUUUAGGACUUCCAAUUUACCCCUAUUCUAUUUCUUUAAAUAAAUCUGCUAGGGAUAACACAGCUAGAUCCUUUCUCUCUUUUCCAUUUUCCUAUUCUGCAAUCCUAACAUUCUCUGCGGUUUAUUGAGUCAUAACCAAGCACCACUUGGUUUUUAAUUAAAUAUUUUUGUCUUGUGAGAUCUAAUCUUUCAAGCAUUCCUAGGGAUAGUGGGUGUUUGUGCUGUGUCAUGUCUGCCAUAAAAAAAAGCUGUUGGUAUGCCACUAAUCCUAUUAUAUCAUUUCUUCUAUCAUCUACUACCUUCCCAUUCUCUUCUUACAUUUUGCAUAUGAUACGCUGCCUGAUUCACGUUGGCAUAGUUAUCUGUGCCUUAUGUUUUGGUUUUAGUCCAAGAUAUGGGUUUCCAUGUGUGUGUAGGUAUAGGAUCUAGGAAAAAGAAACAACGCGACUCAGUUUUGUAUUAGCUUUUUGUUCAAAGAAUUUCAGUUUAAUCUAUUCUCACUUUGUUCUAAGUUUCUUCGAUAAAAUAUAAGAUUCUUGUACUAGCUAAUUUUGAUUUUUUGCUGAACUGCAAAAAUGUUCCUUGCUUCAUAAAUAUAGAUUCCUACUAAAUUGAAAUGCUAUGCAUCUCUGUAAAAGUUAUAUUGUGCCAUA